Molecule: messenger RNA, 1029 nt
Organism: Saccoglossus kowalevskii
Lineage: Eukaryota; Metazoa; Hemichordata; Enteropneusta; Harrimaniidae
Product: NHL repeat-containing protein 3-like
Molecular function (GO): protein binding
Source: RefSeq, a predicted model, not a curated record
AUGGCUGCUCCCAGAGGAAGUUUCUUAGUUGUUGUGCUGUUUAUUUUAUUGGUACAUUGUAAUUGCAAAAAACCAUUAUACAUUUUAGAUCCACUCUGGCCAAAAGAGCCUUCUAAGUUCAAAGGUCAAAUUUUCAGUGCCGCCGUCGAUGUCAACAGCGGAGAAGUUUACGUGACGCAGAGAGGGGAAGGUCUUGAUCCAGUCAUAGUGUUUUCAGAAGAUGGAGAGUACAAAAGAUCGUUUCCUAGCAACCGCAGUAUCAUAGAUACAAUACAUGGCAGUAGAAUGUACUUCAAUGCUAGCAGUAACUCAUCUGAACUUUGGCUCACAGACAUUGGUAACUCUUCCUCAGGUCACACAGUGAAAAAGUUUACAAAAGAUGGAAAGUUGAUGCAGAUAAUUGGUACUGCAGGAAUUGCUGGCACAUCAUUAAAGCCAUUACAGUUUGAUCACGUUGCUGAUCUUGCAUUUGAUACACAUGGUGAUAUGUACAUAGCAGAUGGAGAUGGCGGUUUGAAUAACAGAAUUGUCAAAUUAGAUAAAAAUUUCAACCUUGUGUGGCAUGUAGGUGGUGGCAGUGGUAGUGGUCAGGGAGAAUUUAACAUUCCACAUAGUAUUGAAUUAGAUCAACAUGGUCAGGUUUGGGUUGCCGACAGAAAAAACAACAGAACCCAAGUAUUUGACCCAGAAGAUGGCAAAUAUAUCGGAGAAUGGAAAGACUGUUUUAAUAAUGCGCCACCAUAUGCAAUCAGGUUGAGUGCUGACAAAUCUCACUUCAUUGUAUUAGAACUAUUGUCUAGUCGUAUCAUCUUUAUUGCCACGCCCAAGAAAACUGGAGAUCCUGGCAAAUGCAAAAUAAUUGAUCAAAUUCAGCUUGCUCCUGACCUUCGACCUCAUUUAGUGGCUGUCAAUCAGAAGACAGGAGCGUUCUAUGUUGCAGAGAUCGGGGGCGAUGCAUGUCAAAAAUAUGUACUUUACUCAUAAUAUUUCAGUUGAAUCUACAUUAAACUUAAUUUAAUUUUUUAUAUU